GUUCGUUUGGGGCUGGCUUGGCUGAGCUUCUUGCCGCUUGCAUUCGCGACUUCCCUCACUCUUCUUGUUGUUGCUUGUGGCAUGGAGGACUCUCGUCGCUCCACGAAUGAUCUCGGGGCAUCGUUUUCUCGAGGCUCUAUUGCGUUCACCCGCGACGACCGCAGCGCUCGGUUCGAAGUGGAUGUCGUCCAGCCAGACCACCAAGUCGUUCUAGCGCCCUUACGUAUUGGCGAAGAAGGUGAUGACCACGUGUACAUCACCGCGUCCACAGAGAACUCCAACAGCUACCACUCCAGUUCCCACGACAACCCUCCUAGCUCAUCCUUGUCGUCCCGACCCACCGGGAUCAACACACAGUACUCGGCGCACCCGACCGUGUUUGAACGUCCGACAGACGUCGACGCCACGUCCGACUACAGACUGUACGAUCUACCGUCCCGUGGGGUGCAGCCCAUUACCAUCACAUACGUGGAAGAGACUUCGCGGUCUGAGUCGCCCAAGGACUACAAGGGCCGCCUUCGUGUGUGGCCAGGUCUGAUGCUUCUCUUGUCCAUCUUUACCCUUAGCUCCGUCGCCAUUGCAUUCGGCGCCAAGAAGUCCUACGACAGUUCAAAAUCCCGCAUGAUAUCCGUCCAAGCCGCCGCCGCCAAGCGCCGUGCGAUCCAAGAUGGUCUGGGCGACGACAUCUCCGAGGUGGCGGACGACGGCGUGGUCAACAACCCCCGCACGUACACCACGAAGAGUUGCUCUUUGCCCAACUACCAGAGCAAGAACGGGCAGAUCGUGGCCGUGUCUCCCAACGGCACCGAAGUCGCCGUGGGGAUCAAGGGCGUCAACUGGUUUGGCAUGGAAACCCUCAACGCCGUGCCAUUUGGGCUGUGGCAAAACGACCAGAACGGCACCACCGUGUUUGACAUUGCAUCGUUCCUCCAACGCAACGGGUUUAACAGCGUCCGGUUACCUGUAUCCGUGGGCCACCUCCUCGACGACACGCCCCCCGCCGUCGGCCUCGUCAACCGCCAGGCCAACCGCGCCAUGAACCUCAAGAGCUACAUGACCACGAUCCAGUCCAUCGUUCAGGCGAUGGGGUACCGCCAGAUCACGGUACUCAUCAGCAUGCACACACUCCUCCCCAACGACAACUCGGGGGGGCUCUGGUACGACAAAAACAUCCCCGAAGCGCUCGUGCUCAAGUCGUUCGACUUGCUCGCCAAGGGACUGUGCUCGGACACGUACUGGAAUGUCAUUGGCAUCGAUCUCAAAAACGAACCCCAUCUGGCCACAUGGGGCGACGGCAUCCCCGCCACGGACUGGGCGCUAGGGGCCGCCAAGCUGGGUAACCACAUGCUAUCCGUGUGUCCGCAGUGGGUCGGGUUCGUCGAAGGCAUCAACGGCGGGCCCCAGACCGGCAUCAUUGACGGUAAGUCGUGGGUGUACUACAACUGGUGGGGCGGGGGGCUCCAGGGCGCCGCCACCAAAGCCGUCGAGUUCAACGUCCCCCACAAACUCGUGUACUCGCCACACUAUUACACGGUAUGUAUAUUUCGUUAUCGAGAGAGACCCCACCUCGCCGCGUAGACGGCCGUGUCACCGCAAGACUACUUUUACGAUGGCAAAUGGCAACUCAUGGUGGAGCUAUCGGACGACAGGCUUCGUACCCGUGUGGCAGAUUCCAUGUACGCCAUGUUUGGGUUCUUGGCCGGCAACGACGCGGCGAUGGUCAUGGGCGAGUUUGGCGGGCUCUACACAAACGACAAGCACCCGCUGCUCACGACCCGGCGCACGACCGACUUUGUGGUCGAGUCGUUGGUCAAAGCCAAGUACGCCGGCGCGUACAUGUGGUCUCUCAACCCCGAGAGCGCGUACCAGUUUAACCCCAUCACCCCCGGGUCGUACACGGAGGGGCUAUUGCUCGACGACUGGCUCACCCCAAACAAACCGUUCUUAAAGGGCAUGGAAGGGCUCAACAUGCUGCCCAACUUGCGCCUCUUUCCGUGCUUUCUGGACAAGAAACCAUGAUAUACGACUGUAUUCUUGGUUGUAUCAAUAACAAGCAAGGGGCUAUAGCUACGACAGUACUACUCUCUGAUCCGUAAUCUUAGUCCAA
Molecule: messenger RNA, 2107 nt
Organism: Aphanomyces astaci
Lineage: Eukaryota; Oomycota; Saprolegniomycetes; Saprolegniales; Verrucalvaceae
Exons: 4
Coding region: 82-1578 (498 amino acids)
Biological process (GO): carbohydrate metabolic process
Molecular function (GO): hydrolase activity, hydrolyzing O-glycosyl compounds
Source: RefSeq, a predicted model, not a curated record